CUGACGACCGUGGGUCGCUGCAGAAUAGACUGGAAAUUCGCUGCACUUUGAGGACCGUGGAUCUGUCGAGGGAUUGAACGCGGUGGCUCAGUUUCCUAGGAAUAUAUUGCAACAGGACGGGGGCUUUGUCUGAAGGAGGCUCUGGAUUUGCUGGUCUUUGCAGCGGUUUGUCUCCACGCUGCUGUUGGGAACAGCCCCAGUCAGAAGUUAACAGGGCUUCUGUCUUUGCAGAGCCAUGGGCAGCAAGAAGAAGGAAAUUGCCCUGCAGGUUAACAUCAGCACCCAGGAGCUUUGGGAGGAAAUGCUCAGUUCCAAAGGACUAACUGUUGUCGAUGUCUACCAAGGCUGGUGUGGGCCCUGCAAACCCAUGGUAAGCCUCUUCCAGAAGAUGAGGAUCGAGGCCGGCCUGGACCUUCUGCAUUUUGCAUUAGCAGAAGCAGAUUGUCUUGAUGUCCUUGAAAAAUACCGUGGGAAGUGUGAGCCAACCUUUCUGUUUUAUGCAGGUGGAGAGCUGGUGGCCGUGGUUAGAGGCGCCAAUGCCCCACUGCUGCAGAAAACCAUCCGAGAGCAGCUGGAGGCUGAAAAGAAAGUUCUGGCCGAAGGCUGUGAGCGCAAAGUGAUUAGAGAUGAGCCUCUGUCUGAUGAAGACGGAUGCCUCUCCCACGACAAGGACAUUGGUGAUGACGAGGACGUGGGUGAGUGCAGAACCAGUCAGCAAGCUUCAUCAGGGAAGACCUGCACCUUGGCCAUCAUUAAGCCAGACGCAGUGGUCCAUGGAAAGACUGAUGAGAUUAUUAUGAAGAUCCACGAAGCCGGUUUUGACAUUUUAGCAAAUGAAGAGAGAACCAUGACAGAAGCAGAAAUGCGGCUUUUCUAUCAGCACAAAGCUGGAGAGGAGGCAUUUGAGAAGCUGGUUCACCACAUGUGCAGUGGACCGAGCCACCUCCUGAUCCUCACCAGGCCUGAGCCUGAGGGCACUGAGGACGUGAUCACUGCCUGGCGAACGCUCAUGGGGCCCUGUGACCCUGAUGUAGCAAGGAGGGAGCAGCCUGACAGUCUCCGCGCUCAGUUUGGCACAGAAAUGCCCUUCAAUGCAGUCCACGGAAGCCAGGACAGAGAGGACGCCAGCCGAGAACUGGCGCUGCUCUUCCCCACAUUUAAGUUUUCAGAUGAACUUCUAGAAGCCUCUUUAUGCCACGGGGCUGAAGGAGCGGUGGGCCCCACUGAGGCAUGUUGCUUCCCUGAGGACACAGACUGAGAGGCUGGGCUGCUGUUCCAGAGCAUGUGACCAGGGGCAAGGCCAUGAGAUGAGCUGUCAGUGCGCUUCAAUCAGUUGCCCAUAGGGCAGCUCCAGAAUUGGAACUCACUCUUUUCAGCCCCAAUACUUUUUUGGUUUAGUUAUGUCUUAUGAACAAUAAAAAUAGUAUAUAUUUUCUUGCCUUAUUAAACAGUAUAUAAAACAUACAGUUUUUUUGUUGUUGU
Mustela erminea (ermine) is the source of this 1482-nucleotide messenger RNA. It is a transcript of the gene NME9, whose product is annotated as NME/NM23 family member 9. The coding region runs from base 236 to 1258 and encodes 340 amino acids. NCBI's taxonomy places the organism in Eukaryota, Metazoa, Chordata, Mammalia, Carnivora, Mustelidae. Gene Ontology annotation, molecular function: nucleoside diphosphate kinase activity. Gene Ontology annotation, biological process: CTP biosynthetic process; UTP biosynthetic process; GTP biosynthetic process. The transcript has 12 exons. The record is from RefSeq and is a predicted model, not a curated record.